AUGCCGUCGCCCUUGGUUAACGCGACCCUCCAAGCCGCUGUCCUGUCUGCGCUAUCGAAUCUCCUCGCGCAAGGCAUAAAAGCAUACCAGAAGGACGAACCACUUUCCCUCAACCUCGUCGCUCUCGGUCAAUUUGUCUUCUUCACCCUCCUCACCUGUCCUCCGAACUUCCUCUGGCAGCAAUACCUUGAAGAGACAUUUCCAGGAUAUGUGACUGGCCUAGAUGGAUCUCAGUCUCUCCAUAAGAUCAAUACUGCAAAGAAAUUUGCUCUCGACCAGACAAUCGGGGCUGUCGUCAACACUGUUGCAUUUGUUGCAUUCUUUGCUGCCCUAAGCGGCAAGGACAGCAACGCCAUUCAACGGACUGUGCGAAGAGAGACUCUCCCGCUCAUGAUGGCGGGCUGGAAGUUGUGGCCAGCCGUGUCAUUUCUCAACUUUACUGUUGUGCCUAUGCACCGUAGAAUCCUCGUAGGUUCUAUCGUUGGACUCUUCUGGGGAAUCUAUCUCUCGCUGUUCGCAGUAAGCUGA
This is a messenger RNA of Cyphellophora europaea CBS 101466, 528 nucleotides long. RefSeq lists its product as uncharacterized. Gene Ontology annotation, cellular component: cytoplasm; membrane. Lineage: Eukaryota; Fungi; Ascomycota; Eurotiomycetes; Chaetothyriales; Cyphellophoraceae. The transcript is spliced from 3 exons. The record is from RefSeq and is a predicted model, not a curated record. Bases 1 to 528 code for a protein of 175 amino acids.